UCGGGCCCGGUUUUAUUGGGACACUCCGGCGAAGCACUUCGGUGGCCUGCUUUUCUAAAGGAAGGGCGGUUAGUGCGGCCUCCAUUGUUCGAGAUUAAGGGCGCCAUGAGGGGCGACAGAGGCCGCGGCCGCGGGGGGCGCUUCGGCUCCCGAGGAGGCCCGGGAGGAGGGUUCCGGCCCUUCGUGCCACACAUCCCAUUCGACUUCUACCUGUGUGAAAUGGCCUUUCCCCGGGUCAAGCCAGCACCUGAUGAAACUUCUUUCAGUGAAGCUUUGCUGAAAAGGAAUCAGGAUCUAGCUCCUAAUUCUGCUGAACAGGCUUCUAUCCUUUCUCUGGUGACAAAAAUAAAUAAUGUGAUUGACAAUUUGAUUGUGGCUCCAGGGACAUUUGAAGUGCAAAUUGAAGAAGUCCGACAGGUAGGAUCAUAUAAAAAGGGAACGAUGACUACAGGACACAAUGUGGCUGAUCUAGUGGUCAUACUAAAGAUUCUGCCAACACUGGAAGCCGUUGCUGCCCUGGGGAACAAGGUCGUGGAAAGCCUAAGAGCACAGGAUCCUUCUGAAGUUUUGACCAUGCUGACUAAUGAAACUGGUUUUGAAAUCAGUUCUUCUGAUGCUACAGUGAAAAUUCUCAUCACAACCGUGCCACCCAAUCUUCGAAAACUGGACCCAGAACUCCACUUGGAUAUCAAGGUGUUGCAGAGUGCCUUAGCAGCCAUUCGACAUGCCCGCUGGUUUGAGGAAAAUGCUUCUCAGUCCACAGUUAAAGUUCUCAUCAGACUGCUGAAGGACUUGAGGAUUCGUUUUCCUGGUUUUGAGCCCCUCACACCCUGGAUCCUUGACCUACUUGGACACUAUGCCGUGAUGAAUAACCCCACCAGACAGCCUUUGGCCCUAAAUGUGGCAUACAGGCGUUGUUUGCAGAUUCUGGCUGCAGGUCUGUUCCUGCCAGGUUCAGUGGGUAUCACUGACCCCUGUGAGAGUGGCAACUUCAGAGUACACACAGUCAUGACCCUGGAGCAGCAGGACAUGGUGUGUUACACAGCUCAGACUCUGGUUCGAAUACUCUCACAUGGUGGCUUUAGGAAGAUCCUUGGCCAGGAGGGUGAUGCCAGCUAUCUUGCUUCUGAAAUAUCAACCUGGGAUGGAGUGAUAGUGACACCUUCAGAAAAGGCUUAUGAGAAACCACCUGAGAAGAAGGAAGGGGAAGAAGAGGAAGAGAACACAGAAGAACCACCUCAGGGAGAGGAGGAAGAGAGCAUGGAGACUCAGGAGUGACCUUCCUUUUAUUCCCUUCCCUCCCCAAGGAGAAGACUGGAGCCUAAGCUGGCUGCUACUGGGCUCUGUGGUGGCGUCAGUAGGGUAGGGGACACAGCAGGAAGAACAAACUUCAGAAAGAUGUCAUUCUACUGGGUCCUUAUGCUGGCUUAGCAGCCAGAAGUCUCCCAUUUAUGACUUAUGCCACCCAUCUGUAAUGAAGCAGGAUACCAACAUUUCUAAUAUUCUAGAAUCCUCAGUACCUGACAACCCCUCUAACCAGUACUUUGUUGUUGAAAUGUUGUGAACUGUUUUAAAUGUCUCAAGGUUUUUUUCUAAGAAAAACGAUUAAAGUACUUCCUAGUAGGGC
Molecule: messenger RNA, 1627 nt
Organism: Chinchilla lanigera (long-tailed chinchilla)
Lineage: Eukaryota; Metazoa; Chordata; Mammalia; Rodentia; Chinchillidae
Gene: Ilf2
Product: interleukin enhancer binding factor 2
Exons: 14
Coding region: 106-1278 (390 amino acids)
Source: RefSeq, a predicted model, not a curated record